This is a messenger RNA of Entrophospora sp. SA101, 1326 nucleotides long. The record is from the annotation of a GenBank genome assembly. NCBI's taxonomy places the organism in Eukaryota, Fungi, Glomeromycota, Glomeromycetes, Entrophosporales, Entrophosporaceae.
AUGAAAGCGAUAAAAAAUCUUCAUUUAGACAACAUUACAAAUGACCUUCGACGCAACCUUAGUUCAGUAAAUACUAGAGCAAACAGCGAUACCAAACAUUUAAAUAAAUUAUUGACAUCGGAGAGAGGAGUAUGGAAUGCAUUAAGUACUUUAACUUUGGAACAAAAUGAAGCAGCAAAGUAUUUAAAUAUUUGGGGAAGAAGCGAAGAUGUUGAUUUGGCUGAUGUAACAGAUAAAGUUGGUACUUUAUUAGUAAAAAUAUCAGAAGCCGAAGGAAUUUUAGCUAAUAAACUUGCACAAUAUCGUGCACAAUUGAAAGAAAUACGUACCAGAGAAGAUAGAAUGAAGGAGCAACGUAGUAAAAAAGAAGCAUUAUGGAAUAAAAUUGAAAGAGAAGAACGUAAACCAAAAAGAUCAGAUCUCGCCGAACAAAAAUUAAGCGAAUUACAUUCUGAGUUGAAUAGAGCUGAAUCAGAAAGUCUUGAAGAGGAAACAGCUUUGGCAGACUUUAAGAGACAAAGACUGAGAGAUGCUUUAACAUUACAAUUGGAAUCAUUUUAUGAAUUUGGAGAAAAAUUAAUAAUGAUUACAGGAUUUUGCAAAGAAAUUGUUGAUCAAAUUCCUAUAGAAACCACUACACCUGGUGAACCGAGAGCUCCUUAUUAUGGAAAAGAUAAAACAACAACAUCAUUUUCAAAUUGUAUUUCAUCUCUUUCUUCAUGGACAACACCACAAGAACUUUAUCCAAUAGUUCCACAAAGAACACACGCCGCUGUACCAAUUACUACUGCUGCUAAUGCAUCGCCAAUUUUUAAACCUCAAUAUUCAGAGUCAACAACAAAUCAUGAAGCUAAUUAUGAUGAUAAACGUUUACCCACUACUCCUCAAAAUUUAUCACAAGACUUGUCUCAACAAAAUAUGGCUACCAAACUAUUGCCUCAACAGCAAAUUUAUCAACCAACUCAAGAAUCAGCUCAGCAACAAGUACCUCAACAAGUGCCCCAACAAGUACCUCAACAAACGGCUCAACAAGUACCUCAACAAGUACCCCAACAAGUACCCCAACAAUUGCUUCAACAAACGGCUCAACAAUAUGAUGGGUCAAGAUUAUAUACUCCUCCUCCUUCUUCUAUGCAACAGUCACCACAUCAACAUGAUAGGCCACAAUUAUAUUCUACUCCUCCUCAUUCUAUGCAACAGUCACCACAUCAACUUCUUCCUGAAUUUAAAAGAACAAGUAGUCUUUCAAAAAUUGUAUCCAAAUAUGGUUCAAGUAUUGAUUUAUCAGCUGCUUCACAAAAAUUAACUAGAGCUGCAGCCGCGUGA